Molecule: messenger RNA, 1131 nt
Organism: Soboliphyme baturini
Lineage: Eukaryota; Metazoa; Nematoda; Enoplea; Dioctophymatida; Soboliphymatidae
Source: the annotation of a GenBank genome assembly
AUGUACGGAAUAAACUCUAGCCACAAUUACAGCGAUGUACAGCUGUGGCGCAUGCAGGCCUACAGCGUGGCGGUGCCUGUAUUUAUUGGAAUCUGCUUCCUGGUCAUGAUCAGCAACAUGGCAGUGCUGUUGGCUCUUCGAUUCAUCAAGAUUAGGAUGACUUCCACUUUGCGGCUCACUAUCAGCUUGGUGAUAUCUGACGUGUGGACAUCGGUUGUCGUUGCCUUUAGCAUGGUCUACAACAGUUACCUGACCGUAGUCUGUCACCUGCCGGUGAGCCCUUGCGUUGCGCUUACAUUCGAAGCCAUUCGUACCGGCGGCUUGUUGACCGGCUGUCUUCAUUUGCUGGCGAUUGCUGCCAAUCAUCACAUCGUGAUCGUGUGCCCGCUUGUGCAUCACAAAAUAUUCAGUCCGUGUAAAACCGUGGCCGUCAUAGUUCUACUGUGGGUCGUUCCCCCACUGGCACUGCUGACGUACUUUGCGUCGGUGAAAAAUCAAGGUUAUCAGUCGCCGGAUGGCAAAUGUUUCAAGGUAGCCUUCUUCCAUCAGCUCAAGUUCAGACUAGCCAUGUUCGUGGUCAUAUUUUCGUUCAUGCUCAUCAUGUCCGGUCUGUACGCGUCCGUCUUGUACAUUCAGAAGAAACGUUACCGGCGACUAUCGACUGAUCUGCUGAAUCAGCAGAUCUAUCGCAAACGAAAAACGCUCUUCACGACCAUCAUCAUCUGUGGUACGUUCAUCGUUGGAUGGAUGCCGACCAGCUUGAUUUUCCUUCUCACUUGUGCCACCUGUCCGAUGGCCUACUAUCAAAUGUCCGCAUACACGGAUGUUUUCGCUUUGAGCGUUUUCGCCAACCUCUGCAUCUUGUCGAAAAGCCUCAUCAAUCCUAUAGUGUACGUGGUUCGCAUUCCGGAAAUCAAAAAUGCCAUUUUUCAAAAGUCCGACAGGCGAUGGGCGGAAAUGAGGCAGCGGUCUGGUGUUUUGGCUAGCAACAAGUUUGCAGCCAGUUCCUUGGCCCGGAAACCGAUGAACGCGGCCGAUCGAAGUCGGUCUUCGCCGAUGCCCCUCAAGCAGAACAAACAGCAAUGUGUCUCGAUGAAGAUGCCAGUCACUGAAGAUCAGACGCAUAACUGA